GUGAUAAAAACUAUAGUUAAGUAUGUCAUGAGCGACGAAGUAAUUAAUAUUUUACUUGACUACAGUGUCGCUAGAACUGUUUCUCGUCAUGCAAUCGUAGUAUAUCAUUUACUAAAUAACAUUGCAACAUUUUCAUAUACUUCUAAAACGAUUGCAUGCGCAUGCCUGCUGUACGCGUUAAAAGAGCGUAACAAAACACAUUUAGUCAGUAAUUUGAGGGAGCUCCGUGGCACUUGCAAUGAUUGUGAGGUAGUAGCACUGGAACUGUUUUUGAUGCAAACUAUACGCAGAAAAAUUCUGUUGAUUGAAGGAUGCAUUCGUUUGGCAUUGAAAAAACUAGUUGAUUUGCAUCCAGAACUAGGCAAAUUUAAAGAGGAUUUGGUUUUGAUCGCCCUUUUUCUGACUGAAAGGCUUUACAAAAAAACUUACUGCCUUUGGCCAGAAAGCGCUGCCAUGGCGACUUUGAUUGCCGCUUGCAAUUUUCUUGCUCUUAGUCCAACAGGCUUAUCCGACAAGUUACAGACGCAGCAAGUUACAGAAAUGGUAGAUUUCCUGUCCACUAGUGUAUAAUUAUUAA
Molecule: messenger RNA, 577 nt
Organism: Phytomonas sp. Hart1
Lineage: Eukaryota; Euglenozoa; Kinetoplastea; Trypanosomatida; Trypanosomatidae
Source: the annotation of a GenBank genome assembly